GCUAGCCAUGUCUUCAUACCGAUCACCCCUCUCAGGUUAUGAGAGUGCGGAGCCUCUGCCCACGACGCUGAAUUCCGACGGGCUGUCACUGUACAACCCGCCGGCUUCUAAAUCGGCUGCGUACGACAAGUUCCCUGAACCUAUUGAUCCAUCGAACAAUGGGUUUGAUUUUCACAUAUAUUAUAUGCAGAAUGUCGAAUCCCAGCAGAAGUACGCGCGCGAGCUGCAUGAGCGUAUCAGACGAGAGUUCCCAGAGCUGCGUAUCUACAAGUUCUGGGAGAAGCCAGUCGGACCACACCCGACAGCCAUGUUUGAGGUAAACACGUUCGACCCACACCAGACUGGAACGCUCUUUUCGUGGCUAGCUGUCAACCGUGGACCGUGCUCCGUCCUGAUUCACCCGAAUACGGACAACUCUUACAGGGAUCACACCGAGUUGGCGACAUGGAUGGGAACCCCUUGGCCAUUGCUCACGGAGGUACUAAAGGGAUCGCGUUGAGCCGGCACGCUCACUUUGACGACGAUUCAUGUAUCUAUAUCACCGACCUCGUCUCUUUGUAUGCCCCGGACUCCGUGAGAUGUGUCGUUUCGAAAAUAUUUUCAGCCAUUCAACGCCGGCACACUGAAUGACUCGACGAGAUGUGAUAGGAGUUUUGUGUCCAUGUUUGACAUCGAACCUCAAACUACCGUCUUCAGAAGUACCUGCUACUGACGUUAACAGAGCUUUGAUCAAGGAAGGUGAUCACCUCCCUUGAUCAGCACAAGACCAUCCGGCACCCGAACACGCAAAAGAGGGUUAUCGAAUCCCGUGACAGAUCCACAGCCAGCGUGUGGUUAUGCCAAAUGUAAACUGGACAUGCUUCUUGCGCUCUACCGUCACCUUACAAGAUAAGGCGAUCCCUGGACCGCCUCUCGAAUUGACGUAGCUCGUGCUAAACUGUACUCCAUGCAGCAGACCAUGCCCAUUGCCCAUGUCGGUUCAAAUUACAUAUGCUGAGACUG
This is a messenger RNA of Heterobasidion irregulare TC 32-1, 1002 nucleotides long. RefSeq lists its product as uncharacterized. The record is from RefSeq and is a predicted model, not a curated record. The coding region runs from base 8 to 499 and encodes 163 amino acids. The transcript has 6 exons. NCBI's taxonomy places the organism in Eukaryota, Fungi, Basidiomycota, Agaricomycetes, Russulales, Bondarzewiaceae.